Molecule: messenger RNA, 721 nt
Organism: Heterotrigona itama
Lineage: Eukaryota; Metazoa; Arthropoda; Insecta; Hymenoptera; Apidae
Source: the annotation of a GenBank genome assembly
AUGGGGCAAACAGUGGGACGUAUGCCUCAUUCAUGGGUCGAUUUAUUGGAGGAAAAAGAUCGCGUUUUUUACUGGAGCGGCGAGGUCCUCUCCCGGGUUGCCGAAAAUGUCUAUCAAGAAGAAUCGUUCCUGAUCGAUUACGGCAACGAGAGCAUCGACAAAAAGAUCGACUCGUGGAUGGAAUCGAAUCAGGCGCGGAUCGACAGGAUUUUCAGUAAACACGCUGACCUGCCCCUGACGUACAAGAUCGAAGUAUUAAACGAACUGGAACAAAUAAAGGAAGAAUUGACGAUGAAAAUGAGAAGCGAUUAUUACCAUGGUUACAAGGACAUUUUGAAGUUUACGAGGAAGGUGGAUUCGUUGGGAGAAAGGCAACGUAGGAUACACGCGAAAAUUCAGAAUCUCGAGAACAUUUGCAAUGGAAAUGUGAAAGGGUUUCGACGAAAGUUCGGCCCUUUGCGGGUGAAAACGUUCAAGAAUCUGAGAAUAGGAGAAAAAAUGAUAUUCCAAGACAAGAGACUAAAAUCACAGUUUGCUAAACGGGUACGAACUUCUGUCUUCUAGCUUUAUACAUUCGCCCGAAUAAUAACAAUCGUACAUUCUUGUUUUUCUUUCCCCUAACCGUCAGGUAUACGACAUUGAUCAUAAGAACGUGGAAGAAUGCGCUAAAUGUAUUGAUAAGUUGAUAAAGAUCAUUGAGAAAGCUGCGCUCAAACAAUGA